UUUUAAAUUAAACUUUUAAAUAUCGAACGAAGACAGUUUUUAAAUUUUGAAUAUUUUAAAUGUAAAUGUGUGCCCAGUUUGGAUUUGGGAAGGUGUACGCGAACGCGUAAAGAGAUCAGAUCAAAAGUCAACUGGCACGACUGACGACACUUUCUCCAUAAAGCACGAUCUAUCUUCCCACGGAGAAACCGUGCGAAGGAAACCUGGAAAAUGUGCAUUGUAUUGAGAACUAGCAAGGAGUUCCCAUGCAUCAGAUGAGUGGACCACUACUGCACCAUGAACGCAACCCCGCGUUCCGACAACAUCCGGCCAGAAGCGCCCGUAACCGGAUUGAACCGCCCGCGUGUCCGGUUAAAACCAGCCCGAUGUGUGCAAAUGUUUCUCCUGAUGAUGUGUUUUGGUGUUGUAUCGGCGAAUCGCCCGCCAAGGUUUCUUAUAGAUGGACAGUCAGAAAUUGUUGUUAGGCUCAAGGAAGGACCUGAAACUCCUAUUGGCAGCCUAAUAUACCGACUGCGAGGCGUCGACCCCGACGGAGAUACGCUAAUAUUUGGAAUACGAGAUCAACUCGUUAGUGAUAUUUUAAGAUUAGAAGCCAUUUCGUCCAACGAAGCAAAUAUUUAUUUAGUUAAGGAAUUAGAUAGAGAGGUGCGUGAUGAAUAUACCUUUGUCCUAACGCUUACCGAUGGACAUUUGGGGGAAGGAAACUUUAUUACGCAAAGCUUUUUGCUAUUAGUCGAAGAUGUUAACGACAACGAACCUAUAUUCAAGCCAUAUCCCUCCGCAAUCACCGUGAAAGAAGAUGCCGCGCCGGGCGUGCUCGUUACUGUGGAAGCGACAGACCUUGACGAAGGAGCUUAUGGACAAGUAUUAUACCAUUUACAAGAACUCGAUGGAGACGUGGACAAUUUUGCUGUACAAACUGUGAACGGGAAGGGUGUGAUUCGGCUGGUAAACCGGUUGGACUAUGAGAAGAAGUCACUGUACCAACUCAGGGUUCUAGCGGUGGACCGGGCGAACCAGGGACGUGUGAACACGGGUACUGCUGCCAUACUAGUCAAGGUACAGGAUGUGGAGGACCAACCGCCGGAGUUUGUGGUCGCCAGCCCCGUCACACGAAUCAGUGAAGAUGCGCCCAUCGGCACUUCUGUCUUGCAAGUGCGAGCAAUUGAUGGAGACCGAGGCGUCAACAAUAGGAUAUCAUACAGCGUCAUCUCUAGUGGCGAGGAUCAUUUUGACAUUGAUAGUAGCUCUGGCAUAGUAUACACGGUCAAUGAACUUGAUAGAGAGGAUCCCAACAACAGCAAUGGAGCCUAUAUAUUGGAGAUUCUGGCCACAGAAGAAUCUCGAGCUGUAUCCCCCCUACCAAGUGCUACUACAGAAGUGACCAUCAUUGUGACGGACGUGAACGACGAGAUACCAAGGUUCCGCAGCGAGAGGUACAUCGGGGAGGUGCUGGAGAAUGCUCAGCAGAAUACACCCAUUACAUUCCUCCAGGAUGCCAUACCAGAAGUGUUUGAUUAUGAUCAGGGCAAAAAUGGAACCUUCGAGCUGUAUUUGGUUGGUGACAAUGGGGUAUUUGAUGUGACUCCUUUCAAGGGCAUUAAUGAAGCGUCAUUCCUGAUUAGGGUCAAUGACCCAUCAUUUCUGGAUUAUGAAACUGUCACUGUCAUGAAUUUCAGUUUGGUUGCCAAAGAAGUGGUUGCUACUGAUCCUAAGAUGAGUGUUGUCCCAAUAAUGGUGCAUAUUAAGGACGAAAACGACAACUUCCCGGAGUUCACAGAAGACCUUUACACAGUGUCUGUACAUGAGAACUGUGGAGUAGGCACUACCGUGGCCUGGGUACAGGCUUUAGACCAGGAUUCUGACAACUAUGGCACCAGGGGCGUCCGGUAUACCAGUUUAGGAGGGAGCAUUGCUAAUCUGCUGAACCUCAACCCUGUGUCAGGCGUGAUAACAGUGAAGCAAGCUGGUGGCGACAGCUUUGACCGCGAGCUGGUCUCCCGCCACUUCCUCACCGUAGAAGCAAGAGACGACCUUGGACGAGGCAAUAGAAACACAGCACAGCUGAUUAUAAACAUCGAAGACGUAAAUGAUAACGCUCCGAUGUUCCUAGCGAAUAAAUACGAGGCGAGGCUUCUGGAGAAUGAGUUGCAGUUUGAGAACCCUCUUGUGCUUGAAGCUCGGGAUAUUGAUUUAAAUGGAACAAAGAACAGCCACAUAGAGUACUCGAUAGUCGGCGGCGACUACAAGGCUAACUUCUCCAUCGACCCCAACCUGGGCAUCGUGUCGCCGCGCUGCGGACUCGACUUCGAGCAAAUCCCCGGCGACAACACCAACAUCAGACCUAUACACCUCACUGUGCGAGCUCGGGACUUCGGAGUGCCCUCACUAUCGUCAACAGUACCUGUCACCAUCUACGUGCAAGAUGUAAACGACCACGCGCCCAUGUUCCAGCAGAUGCUGUACAAACGAUCCAUACCCGAGGACAUGCCUGGAGGGACUAGCAUACUAGAGGUGAAAGCUCGCGACAGCGACGGGUCGUCUCCUAACAACCGCGUGGUGUACCGCAUCCAGCGCGGGGCGGGAGACAAGUUUGUAAUCGACUCACGAUCUGGCGUUGUCUCUGUCGCUAACGGGUCUUCCCUGGAUCCUGACAAGACCAACCCGAAGAGUAACCGAUAUACUCUCACCGUGGUGGCGCUAGACGGAGGGAUAGGUGACCAACAACUAAGUGCGGCAGUACUGGUGAACAUAACUAUAGUGGACGUCAACAACAAGCCGCCUGUGUUCGUCGAACCUGGGACCGUUAGCGUUAAGGAGAAUACUCAGGUUGGGACCCUCAUCUACCGCGCGCAAGCGUACGACCCGGACGAGCAGCCAGUCCUGCGGUACUCCAUAGACAAGGCUGCGAGCGUGGGCCGAGACGAGGAUGGUAUACCGGUGUCUACCAGCGAGUACGACUACCUCGCACUGUGGGACUUGAACCACAUCGAUGGCUCUUUGAAGGUUGUCAGAUUAAUAGACAGAGAAAAGGUCGAAACGAUAAAGCUAGUGAUCACAGUGGAAGACAUGGCGGGCAUCGACAUUGGUCCGAAGCAGACGGCAUCAGCUACACUCACCAUCAUGGUGGAAGAUGAGAACGACAACAAUCCUAAGUUCAGGAAGCCAUUCUACAAGACAUCCAUACCUGAGAAUUCUAAGAACGGCGCCCAUAUUGCGACUGUUAUUGCUGAUGAUGCUGAUAAGAAUAGAACCAUGACGUAUUAUUUGGAAGGUCCCGUAGACCUCCUUAAUCUUGUGCACCUAGAGAGUACAACUGGCGACGUGGUGGUGGCCAACAAGAUCGACCACGAGCUCUACCCGUGGAUCAACCUGACCGUCAAGGCGAUUGACAGCGGCGUACCUCCCCGAUACUCGGUCGCCGACUUGUUUAUACAGGUAUUGGACGAGAACGACAAUAACCCGAUCUUCGAGCCGUCAGCGUUCGAGUACCGCGUACGCGAGGACGUUGAGCCCGGAACCACGAUAGCCAACAUCGUGGCACGAGACGCUGACUCCGGCGAGUACGGCAAGAUCACCUACCUGCUAGACCGGAUGUCUACACAGGGCAAAUUCCUUAUAAAUGCGGAGACGGGCGCGCUGACAGUGUCUGACUGGCUGGACCGCGAGACGCAGCACACGUACAACCUGGUGGUGGAGGCCUGGGACAACUACCAGUUCGGAUACCUCAGCGGGGAGAGCAGGAACGCCUUCAGGCAACUCGUGGUCCACGUAGAAGACGUAAACGACAACGCUCCGGUGCUCCACCUGCCCUCGGAGUGCACGACGAUCUCGGAGUUCCACAACCACCGCGAGCCGAUAGUGGCGGUGUCGGCCACCGACGCCGACGACAAUUCGCUGCCCAAUGGACGCGUGCAGUUCCACCUCGUCGCUGGGAAAGGACACGACCUAUUCCGCUUCGAACAAGUCGGCGGGGACGCGAACACGGGUCGUUUAUUCGCGAAACAGUCGCUCAAGGACCGGUUUGGCAACUACUCGCUGGUGGUGGAGGCGCGUGACCUGGGUUCACCGGCCAACGUGGCCCGUGGCCAGCUGCCGCUGUGUGUCUCCGACUACAACGACCACGCGCCCGUGUUCGUGCACCCGCCACAGAACGUCACCAUCAAAGUGCCUGAGAACGCAACAGUAGGCACGACCGUGGUGGAAGUCCGCGCGAUAGACGCAGACAUAGGCGCUAACGGCGCGGUGCGGUACCGAGUGCGGCGCGACGCGGCCGGCGCCUGGCGGGCCUUCUCCGUGCACGCCACCAGCGGGGCGCUGCGCACGGCCCGCACGCUGGACCGGGACAUACAGGCUGUAUACCAGUUGAGAAUCGAAGCCUACGACCUGGGUCUGCCUACACCGCUGAGCUCAGACUUAGACCUCACAAUCUACGUACAAAACGUCGACAACUACCGCCCGCGCUUCCCAGAGAGACUCCUCUUUGUCAACUUUACAGAGAAUACUGAGAAACAAGAGGUGUAUUUACCGAGCGUUAUAGAGAGAGAUGCGAUAGAUAGAGGAGAUGAGCCGGUUUUGCCAGUGUGUUACUAUAUAGUGGAGGGUAAUGAUGGUGCCUUCGAGCUGCAUAGGAAUACUCACAGGUUAACAACAACACGGCAUCUCGACAGAGAACUAAAGUCCAACUACACACUAGUAGUCCUAGCGACGGAAGACUGUAUCGGGUCUCCAAACUACCAACCCGACGUCGACGGGGUUAGCACUCUGACGGUGUUUGUGCAAGUGAGAGAUGUCAAUGACAAUGCUCCGACGUUUGUCAGCAAGAUAUUCACUGGAGGCAUCACUACUGAAGCUGAUUUUGGUAUCGAGUUCAUGCACGUUAAGGCUAUAGAUCUGGACGAGGGUGACAACGCGAAGAUCUCCUACUACCUGAUAGGCCAAGUGAAGCAGACUCUCACUGAAGGGCUGGAGAACCUUGCUGUGUCGCCGUUUUUGGUGAAUAUCGAGACUGGCGCAGUCGCUCUCAACUUCGACCCCCAGAAGGGCAUGAAAGGGUACUUCGACUUCAGGGUACUAGCAAACGACACGGGCGGACUCCACGACGAGGCGCACGUAUUCAUCUACCUCCUCAGGGAAGACCAGCGCGUUAGAUUCGUCCUCCGCGCCCACCCGUCAGAGGUCCGCGACAGGAUACACGUCUUCCGCUCACAACUCGCCCGCGUCGCCGACUCCGUAGUCAAUAUCGAUGACCUAAGAGUCCACGAGAACAAAGACGGGUCAGUGGACAAUACGAAGACUGAUCUCUACCUGCACCUGGUGAACGGGCAAGAUCACUCGGUGUUAGAGGUCGAUCAAGUGCUGAAGAUUGUCGACAAGAAUAUCGAGCAGUUGGAUGAUCUGUUCAAGGAAUUCAACGUGCUGGACACCCAGCCAGCGGAGUACCAGCCCCUGACAGCGGAGACGCUGUCCUCCAACCAAACGGUGUACUGGCUCGUGUGGAGCACGCUGUUCCUUGCCGUGCUUCUAGUGCUAUCGCUCAUGAUGUGCCUGUCGCAAAGAGCUGAUUAUGUACGCCGGUUGAAGGCUGCCACCGCUACUGCUUAUUCCUCACCGACGCCCGGCGAAUCAGACAUGACAAUCCGGAGUUCCGGAGGACGUGUGCCUAACACAAACAAGCACAGCACUAAAGGCUCCAACCCAAUAUGGCUGCACGCGUACGAGAACGAUUGGUACAAGUCCGAUGAACAGCUGAGCCACUCCGAAAGAGACUCGCUCGACGAAAACGCUGUCGAUCAAGACCUCCCCAACGACAAACCCUACUUCAUAACUACCGGCGCCUUCCCCUCGCUAGACUCCACAGAAACCGCACCGCAAACCAACGAAGCCAAAUACGAUUUCUACCAACAAAUGGAACAAAUGAAAAACGCCAAAAAUAUGGAAACGACUGAAUUAUAAACAAAUUCUAGGUCUUAGUAUGUGCCUUGUAAAUUGUAUUUUAUUUUUCGUAGAUUGCUUGUAAGCGUGUAUUUCCAGAAAUUAAAAAUGGAAAACAUUGAGAUUUGUAACUAGCAUAAGUGAAAUAAAAGAGUUCUAGUAAGG
Pectinophora gossypiella (pink bollworm) is the source of this 6099-nucleotide messenger RNA. Its product is annotated as cadherin-23. Gene Ontology annotation, molecular function: calcium ion binding. Gene Ontology annotation, cellular component: cell-cell junction; plasma membrane. The transcript has 29 exons. The coding region runs from base 277 to 5955 and encodes 1892 amino acids. NCBI's taxonomy places the organism in Eukaryota, Metazoa, Arthropoda, Insecta, Lepidoptera, Gelechiidae. Gene Ontology annotation, biological process: homophilic cell-cell adhesion. The record is from RefSeq and is a predicted model, not a curated record.